AUGCUUGACUUUUGCGAAGUUGGUAUAAGUGCAACUUCAGAGAGAAUACUACGGUUUAUUAGAGAAAACGUAUCUUACCUAGCGAAUAUAUUUCUCCCAGAAGUAAAUGAAACUCGAGGCGGUGCUCUUACACACAUCCAACAAAUGGAAGUAUUUUUAAGAAGCUUAGGAGACCCUGGAUUUCAGCUAGGCGUUGGACUUGAUGUUGGGAUUCAUCAAACAACCGUUUCAAAAAUUAUUGAUAAGGUAUCACGUGAAAUCUGUAGCAAGAAAAAUCAGUGGGUUAAAUUCCCUGCUACGGGAGCUAUGUUCAACAGAGCUAAAGAUGAAUGGGCAGCACAUAAUACAAUACCUCAUGUCAUUGGCGCCAUUGACUGCACUCACGUGAAAAUUAUAAAACCAUAUGUAUACGUACAUGGCGAUGAAUAUAUUAACAGAAAAGGAGUUUCUACAAUAAAUGUACAAGCAACAUGUAAUAGCAGAGAAAUGUUUACCAGUGUUGAUGCUUCCUGGCCUGGGUCUGUUCAUGAUUCUAGAAUAUGGUACAAUAUUCCUAUUUACCCUAUUAUGUAUAAUAAUCAAAAAAGAGUUUGUCUUUUGGGUGAUUCUGGAUAUGGUGUAACUCCUUGGAUGCUUACACCUUUCAAAGAUCCCAUAACAAACAUUCAAAAGUAUUUUAACAGAAUACAUGCAAGAGAACGUGUGAUUAUAGAAAGAUGCUUUGGCCAGAUAAAAACAAGAUUUCCUAUGUUGAAUACAAUCCGACUUAAAACAGAUAGAACAUGUCGAUAUAUUAUGUGUGCAUUUAUUUUACAUAAUUGUGCAAAGUUUUUGAACGAUCCAGAUGAACAUUUUGAUGAAAUGAACAUAGAAGAAGAAGCAGUUAUGCCUGAAUUAUAUGCCGAACCAAACAACGGUGAAUGA
Acanthoscelides obtectus is the source of this 924-nucleotide messenger RNA. The record is from the annotation of a GenBank genome assembly. Lineage: Eukaryota; Metazoa; Arthropoda; Insecta; Coleoptera; Chrysomelidae.